AUGAGCGGCUUUGGCUUCAGCAUUGGAGACUUCAUCGCACUCCUAGACCUGGCGAACCGAAUACGGAAACGUUUUGUGAACGCCCCUACUCAGUUUCAGGGAAUUUUAGAUGACGUGAAGGUAUUAUCGAAUGUUCUACGCGACAUUGACGAUUAUGAGCCAGAUGAAAGCUUAGAUGAACAACGUAAAAGGGAUUUGAACAUUGUCUCAGAAAGUUGUCAAAGUGUAUUGAAUGAUCUUGAUCGGAAGCUUGACAGAUACCAGGAGCUCGGCGCGAGUUUCAAAUCCAUUCACAUGAAAAGGAUUCCUCGUUGGGCUUGGGAGCGAAUCCACUGGGACCAGGCAGAAAUACAAGUUUUCAGAAACCAGAUAUCACAAAAUAUCGACGCUCUGAAUUUACUGCUCACUGGGAUCAACAGCCAUGUUGCCCUUCAAACAAAGAAUUUGGUCAAGUCCACAAAAGAGGAGAUCGACCGUCUUGUCCGAUAUCAAGACCAGGAAAAAAUACAGAGGAUCCUUGAGUGGCUCUCUCCAAUAAAUGCCGCCACCAAGCAAGCAGAUAUUUUCAGUGGCCGUCAAGAAGGAACCGGUCAAUGGUUUAUUCAAACAAAUAGCUUCCGACAAUGGGUUCACUCUACCACGCUAUACCAACGCACUCUCUUUUGCCCGGGUAUUCCUGGAGCAGGUAAGACUUUUCUGGCGUCGACGGUGGUGAACGAACUCCAGCACUCCUUUCAGCACGACAGCAGUGUUGGUUUGGCGUUCUUCUACUGCGAAUUUCGGGAACGUGUUACACUUGAAAGCAUCCUGAGUUGUAUCUUGGGACAGCUAGCUCGGAAACUGCCAGUAUUUCCUGAGCCUCUUGAAGACCUCUAUGAUGAUCAUCUGGAAACGAGAACACGCCCAUCCGCCAGUAGCCUUCUCGAGGCCCUUGAUAUUACCAUAUCAAGAUUCAUCAAAGUGUUCAUUGUGAUUGACGCGUUGGACGAAUGUAUACUGCCUGGUGGAACACGUGCCACUCUUCUCGAUAACAUUUUCGCUCUCCAGACAAGAUACAACCUGGGAUUCCUGGCCACCUCAAGAGAUCAUCCGGAGAUUACGGUCAGAUUUGACGGUAAACCUUGCUUGAGGAUCCGUGCGAACGAGGAUGACAUUGAGAGAUUCCUUCGAGGCCAGUUAGACCAAGUGGACGUCCUUCCGGGUUUCGUUCAACGGAAACCAGAAUUGCAGAAAGAGAUUGUCACCAAAAUUACCAAGGCUGUGGAUGGAAUGUUUCUUCUUGCUCGACUACACUUUGAUUCACUGAAAGGAAAAUUGUCAUCAACGAAAAUUAGGAACAAGCUGAAGACCCUUUCUAGCGGGCUAGACGCUGCUUAUGGAGAUGCCAUAAAGCGCAUAGAGAGCCAGCUUCCGGAACAAAGCCAGACUGCGAAGGAGGUUCUUGCCUGGAUUGUUUGCGCGACACGACCUUUAACCCCCCUGGAGCUGCAACAUGCACUCGCAGUUGACAUAGGCGAGCCUUGCCUUGAUGAGGAAAAUAUUCCCGAAAUCAAUGACCUCAUUUCGAUCUGCGCUGGACUAGUCACGAUUGAUGAGCAAAGUAAUGCCAUCAGAUUGGCUCAUUACACAACCCAAGAGUACCUCGAGCAAAAUUGGACUAGUCUUUUUCCUGAUGCUCAUUCUUUGCUUGGCAAUUCCUGCAUAACAUAUCUGAAUUUUGAUGCGUUUCAAAGCGGAUUUGCACCUCCUGGUCAGGAAUUUGAUACACGCCUCGAAGAGUAUCCUCUCUAUUCCUACUCGGCAUUGAAUUGGGACAUUCAUAUCAAAGCCCAGGAUAACCAUUUAGACCUCAUUUUGGAAUUUCUGAAGGACGAUGGAAAGGUGACUGCCUGUGCCCGAAUACUUCUCAAUCAAAGAGAGCCCGAGGUUGCCAGUCAACGUAUGGUACAGGAGAUAAAGGGCCUACAUCUAUCAGUUUAUCUUGAGCUUUAUGAGGCCGCGAAAGUUCUUCUGGCGGAAGGCUGGCAGGUCGACAUUUGCGAUGGCAUCCAGCGAACCCCAUUGUCGUGGAUGGCAGAAAUCGGCUCCCACAGAGCAGUUGAUUUCUUGUUGACCGAAGGAGCCAAUCCAAACAGCGUGGAUAUUCACGGCCAGACCGCUCUAUUUUAUGCAGUGCUGCAGGGACAUGAGGAGGUGUUUCAAAUACUCAAAGCAAGAGGGGCCCAUAUGGAGUCCACAGAUAAAGAAGGGCGAACUCCGCUGUUUUACGCAAUUUGGGGUGGCCAUGAGACCAUGGUGAAACUCCUUCUGGAUGAGGCUAUCGAUGCAAAUUGCGAAGACAAUGGCAAACAAACUCCCCUUUUUCAUGCAAUACAACACACCUUUGAAGGGCGGUUUGAGACAAAUAAGAGAGUCAAAAUCGUGGAGUUGCUAUUAUCAAAAGAUGUCGAUCUCUCUCGCAGGGACAAAAGCGGCCAAGUUCCCCUAUCAUACGCAGUGCAAGGCGGAAACAUGGUUCUGGUAAAACUACUCCUUGAAGCAGGUGCCGAUAUAGAAUUUCAGAAUGAUAGAGGCGAGACUGCACUGGCAAAUGCAGUGACACGUUGUCAUGAGGACGUCGUCAAGCUUUUGUUGGAAUGGCAUGCUAACCCAAGAUGCAAAGACUAUGACGGUCAGACUCCACUGAUAGCCGCAGCAAGACGUGGAAUUGAGUCUAUGGUGCGCAUUCUCCUAGAGGGUGGUGCUGACCCCAAUGGUAAGGAUGAGCUUUUCGGAAAGUCUGCGCUUUCAUAUGCAGCUUGGUGCGGGCACCUGUCCAUUGUGAAUAUUCUGCUUGAAAGUCACGCUUAUCCAAAGUGCAAGGAUAAACAGGGUCGCACCCCAUUGUCUUGGGCAGCAGAGUACGGGCAUUUGCCAGUAGUCGCGAGCCUGCUUGAACAAGGAAUUGACACGAUCUUUGAGGAGGAUAUGUGCCGUAAAACCCCAUUGGAAUAUGCAAUAUCGAAUGGUCAUCAUGCAGUGGCUGAUCUCCUGUCAAGCAUGGGGUGUGUUGCUAAAGAUCCCAAGUGCAAAGCCAUUGAGAGGGGUUGUGGGAGUCAGAGGAUGAUUAAAAGCUUCGCGAUAGAGGAUUAA
Molecule: messenger RNA, 3132 nt
Organism: Penicillium odoratum
Lineage: Eukaryota; Fungi; Ascomycota; Eurotiomycetes; Eurotiales; Aspergillaceae
Exons: 4
Coding region: 1-3132 (1043 amino acids)
Molecular function (GO): protein binding
Source: RefSeq, a predicted model, not a curated record